UACUGAACCGGCUGACGUCAUGUUAUCAAAAAACCGGCUUUUUCUCUUCUAUUCCCGCCUUUUUCAACUCACCAUCAAAGCUUCAAAAAAGAAAGCAAAAAAAGUGUUUUAACUGGGUCUCAAUGUGGGAUAUGUUCCAGACAAUCUCAUCAUUACUGUUUCAACCCAAAUUCCACCAUUUUUCUAUAAAAUUAUCACUCAAAUUCAUUAAAUUCUAAUCCAAAUCCUUCUAACAAACAAACAAACACCUGUAAUUCGGUUCCGGUGUGAUUUUCGAUCAUUCGAUACGGCUUUCCGAUCAAUAACAUGGCGAAUUCGCCUCACUCGUCUUACAAUAUACCGUUAGAUUUCCGCGCACCACCGCCUUCUCCGGUAGCAUCUGGCCGUAGAUCUUCGGUAGCGAACGACGAAAUCCUCACGGAGUUUCUCCACCGAUCACUCCGUGUGCCGGAUCUGGUGUUGCCAAAUCGCGUAUUUCCUCGACAAAAUUCGAAGAUCCAGAACCUUCCGAAGCUCGAUUUUGAAAAGCUAAACCCUAACCCUAACCCUAACCACGCGAUCAAUUUUGAAGUAAUUGAUGUCAUCGCGCAAACCGGUUGUUUUGAGCUUGUUAAUCAUGGAAUUUCCGGUGAGCUUUUGGCGUCGGUUGUGAAAUCCGGUGGCGGAGUGUUUGAAUUGUCACCGGAGAAGAAGAAGGUUGUUUCUAGAUCCAACGAGAGAUCGUAUGGUUUCGUUGAGUUUCAUGGAGAUGAGAAGGAAUCGAGCGAAGAGUUUGUUUGGUGUAGAGACGAUUCGUUGCGAUCGGAGAUGGAGGAGAUCUGGCCGAAUCAGUAUUCGAAUUUCAGUGAAAUAAUGGAAACCUUGAUGUGUGAGAUCGAAAACAUAUCCGAAAUUCUACUCAAAUGGUUCAUGAAUGGUUCUACGUCGAAACGGAGAUUUGAUGAAGAUGGAACUAGAGAAAGAGAGAAUGGUGGAUCCGUGUGUUACAUCUACAAACAUUGUCCGGAUGGAGGUAUCGUACCGGAUGAUGAUAAGUGUAUGGAUUCAUUGCGAUACGAUGUGAUUCGGAUGCUGAUACGAGGGUCUGAACACCCUCACACACUUUGUUUUCAUGUGUGUGAUGGAUCUUCAGAGUUUCAUGUUUACUCUAAGAAAGGUUGGGUUUCGUUUUCGCCCGAUAACGAUGCGUUGAUCAUCACCAUUGGUGAUCAGUUGCAGACAUGGAGUGAAGGAAAGUACAAGCAUGUUAUAGGGAGACCAAUCUUCAAAGGGAAACAAGAGGAUUGUGUAUCAUUGGCUUUUCUAUAUAACCCCCCUCCACCCACACCCACAUCCAAAGGCCAAAAGGACAAAACCAUCUCAUUAGGCCAUCAAAUCUUGUUGGUUUUGAUUUUAGUCUUUCUUUACAACCUUUACUCUUAUAUUUUUACUUAGACCAACAUUUUUGUUCAUUCGUUUUACUUAACCUUAUGAUUUGAGGGUGAGCGUUUUGCUUGAUCAUGACCAGGGUUGUGUGUUUUCUCAUUAUGAAUAAACAUUUGUGAUUUUGAUCUGGUCA
Helianthus annuus (common sunflower) is the source of this 1558-nucleotide messenger RNA. RefSeq names its product flavanone 3-dioxygenase 2. The transcript is spliced from 3 exons. The record is from RefSeq and is a predicted model, not a curated record. The coding region runs from base 307 to 1434 and encodes 375 amino acids. Lineage: Eukaryota; Viridiplantae; Streptophyta; Magnoliopsida; Asterales; Asteraceae.